This is a messenger RNA of Colletes gigas, 13313 nucleotides long. Its product is annotated as trichohyalin. The transcript has 24 exons. Gene Ontology annotation, biological process: maintenance of presynaptic active zone structure; neuromuscular synaptic transmission; regulation of synaptic plasticity. The record is from RefSeq and is a predicted model, not a curated record. Bases 1916 to 9772 code for a protein of 2618 amino acids. Lineage: Eukaryota; Metazoa; Arthropoda; Insecta; Hymenoptera; Colletidae. Gene Ontology annotation, cellular component: cytoskeleton of presynaptic active zone. Gene Ontology annotation, molecular function: structural constituent of presynaptic active zone.
GGCGCGGUCGACUUAAUCGCUGGUAGUAGUAGUAGCCGGGUGGUGGUGGUUGGAGUUCGUAGUGGCGUGCGUAGACGCGACGUGCUCGUGUACCGAGGGGUAGGGAGCUUUGACAGCGUCCCUGGGUGGUGGUGGCAAAGAGCAGGAGAAAGAGAGAAAAGAGAGAGCGAGCAGCCGGCAGCGACGAAGCAAAAGGGUGUUUCGCUCGGCUCAUAUUAGACUAGUCUGUCAGUGCGCGCGGUUCCGUGGUGGCGCGGGUCUCCGGUUAGUGUGGUGGCUGGUCGAAACGCGUUAUUCCGGUGCUGGCACGCGCGCGCGACCACGCUUCUGUGGACAAAAAGAAAGAGAAACGAGGGGCGAGUCUGACGGUAGCAAGAGAGAGGGAGAGACAGGGAGAGAAAGAGAGAAAGAGAGAGGGAGGGUGCGUAGGUGUGUGCGCGCCGGCGAUGCUGGUCUGGCGGCGGUAGCGGUAGAUAGAGAGUGGUGCACGGAAGUGGCGGUGGCGAGACUCGGUGGAUGGUGGGUAGUGGCGGUUCGGGCGGUAGGUUGGAUCGGUCGUUUAAGCGUCUUCGUCGUCGUCGUCGUCAUCGUCAUCGUUGUCGUGGUGGCGGCGAGAAUACGGUGCCGGGACGCGUGGAGGAGUAACCAACGGAGACGAGACGACGACGGGACCGGAGAGAAGAGACGCGAGGAUGAGAUCGAUAAGGAGGGAGUUGAGGUGCGGGUUUCGCGAAACGGGGACGCCGCGGCGCGCGUAGAGACGUGGCUGGUAAACAUACGCGCGUAAAAUACUCACGCAGGGCGGCCAGGCAGGUAGGCAGGCACGCACUCACGCACGCGCCCCGUCGCUCGCGUCGCGGCGGACAGAGAGUCGUGGAAGUCGGUUUUGUCGUGGCUGGACACCGGGGACGAAACGAUCGCCGGGACUCACCCUCGUCCUGAAGAUCCGGAGACGGAGGGCGAGGGAGAGAGGAGAGAGACCGGGAGACGCAGAGAAAGAGGGAAGACGGAUACGUAUCGGACUGGAGCGGACAGAUUCGUCGAGGAAACGGGAUCAUCCUCCUCCCUUUCUCUCUCCCCCUCGAUCUCUAUUCAUCUCCGCUUUAUGAGUUUUGCCGGCGAAAGAAGGUCAAAGAUCGAUCGUCGAGUACGAGGGUCGUGACCUCACGCACACGCACACACACACAUACACACACACACACACACACACGCGCGCGUACGCGGGGACACGGAAGCAAGAACGAGCCACGCGCGCGACACAUCCGCGAAGGUGGAUCCUCGCGGAGGAACAGGAUAAAAGUGACGAAGGACUUUUGCUGGCUGCUCGUGGCAGAAGGUGGAUCCGCGAACGAUGAGACCGAUCGAUCGCUCGGCGAACCGGAUGUCUCGUCAAUCGACGCGUUAGGCGUUGUCGUCAAUGCCCGCGGCUCGUGGACGAACGUUUCCGCGUAGAGUAGAAACCUGGCACGCCGGCACGGCGCCACGUUGCGUCCGAAAUCGAGACGCGAUCGGUACGCUAGAGCGGGAGACCGACCGUUCGAACCGAAGCGACUGGACAUCCGCCAGGAAACGGGGUAAUUCGCCGAGGGAAGCUCGAGGAUCUCCACGCGUGUUCGAUCGUUCCAAGAACGGGCCGGAAGUCACGAUGAACGGACACGAGGAGUAACGGGAUAAAGAUAUACCAUAGAGCAUAUACGUCCCAGUAGCUAUAGGUAAAUCGAGAGGACUGUCACAAAACUAGCACCAGAAGAGUAGUAAACCACGAAAUCCGACGAAGACUGAGAACGAUCGGAGGGAAACGGUCGGUUAUCCGCGGAGCAGCACCGCGUGAGCAAACGAGCCGACGAAGUCGUCCACAAGAAGGCGGAAGAGCGACGAAAACGGUGGGUCGGUGUGGUGAACCGAAGCAGGAAGGAUGUCGAGGGACCCGUACUCGAGCGGAAGCGGAGUGGUCGGGCCAGGAGGCGGCACUCGUUCGCCGCGAAGCUGUCGUCGCGUGGGCGAACUACCCACGGUCGACCGUAGCCCGUCGAGGAGCUACGCGAGCGGUCGCGGGAGUCCGUUGGGUCGCAAGAGAGCCACUCGUAGCGGCAACAACUCGCCGGAGCACCUCGGAUACGGCAGCUACCAUCACCAUCAGCUGGGCAGCCCGUACUACUCCCGUGACGAGGACCUCGGCAGUCCCGUGAUGCUCGAGGAGAGGGGCAGGAGUAUGUCAACCGGGGGCGGUGGGGGCGGACAUCACAGAUCCAGAAGCGCCUCGAGACCCGCCAUGUCCAGCUCGGCGGGCAUGUCGGCGAGGUAUACCAGCCUCGAUCGCGCGUCAGCGGGGAUUCUCGAUCACGAUCGCGAGUUCGUACCGAUACGGGAUCCGCGCGAACGUAGUCGCGACCGCGGUCUCUACCUCGAAGAUGAGCUCUACGGAUCGAGAUCGGCCAGGCAGAGCCCUAACCCGCACAUGCUGCGGGAUGGCGGUGGCUACAUCGGAGAGCUUCAACACCAGAACAACGAUCUCCAACGAGAGCUCGGGAACCUCAAGAAGGAGCUCGAGCUGACGAACCAAAAGCUCGGCAGCUCGAUGCACAGUAUCAAGACCUUCUGGAGUCCCGAGCUUAAGAAGGAGAGAGCGUUGAGGAAGGAGGAGAGCACCAAGUACAGCCUGAUCAACGAACAGCUGAAACUGCUCAACUCCGAGAACCAGCUGACACGAACUAGACUUCACAGAAUGAAACAAAGCAUGAUGGUGAGACAAUUGGAAGAGGAGCUCAGAAUGAGGAUGCGAGGGCCGAGCGUCGAGAUACAACAGCAAAUGGAAGUUUUGUACAACGAGAACGAGCAUCUGACGCGAGAGAUCGCCAUACUUCGUGACACGAUAAAGGAGCUGGAGUUGAGAAUAGAAACGCAGAAACAAACCCUGCAAGCUCGCGAUGAAAGCAUCAAGAAGCUCCUCGAGAUGCUCCAAAACAAGGGAAUGGACAGAGACCGUACGAAACUCUGGACAUCGAGCAGAACCCCCAAGAGCUUCUCGUUGCUUUCUGCUGUUCCAGGAAAAGAGGAGGAAAGGAUCAUGUUCCAGCAGAUGCAGUCGAUGGCUCAGAAGCAGCUUUCUGAGGAGCUGGACGAGCUCCGGACGGAAGUGCAGCGCAGGGAUCAGGAGCUGCUGGCAAUGUCCGCCAAGAUGAAGACCCUCGAGGAGCAGCACCAGGACUACCAGCGGCACAUCGCCGUGCUGAAGGAGUCCCUCUGCGCCAAGGAGGAGCACUACAACAUGCUGCAGGCUGAUGUGGAGGAAAUGCGGCAGAGGCUCGAGGAGAAGAACCGGAUGAUCGAGAAGAAGACGCAGGCCGCGUUGCAGGCGCAACAGGAACGGAAUCGCAUGAACACGGAGCUCACAGAGAUCAAGGAUCACAUGGACAUUAAGGACAGGAAGAUCAAUGUUCUUCAACGCAAGAUCGAGAACCUGGAGGAUCUGCUGAAGGAAAAGGACAACCAGGUCGACAUGGCCAGGGCGCGUCUAACGGCAAUGCAGGCGCACCACUGCAGCAGCGAGGGUACACUUAGUAGCCUCGAGGAAGCGAUAGGAGAUAAGGAGAAGCAAAUGGCGCAAUUACGCGAUCAGAGGGAUAGGGCGGAGCAGGAGAAGCAGGAAGAAAGGGAAUUACACGAGAGGGAGCUAGCCGAGUACAAAAUGAAAAUUCACGCCCUCGAGUCUGAGGUCGAGAAAUUGGGCGCCCGUUUGGAGAGGGCGCAGGCAGAGAAGGACAGAUUGGAGGCGAAGCUUGAAAGCUCCCAGUCCGAGCUAGGCAAGAGCAAAGCAGAGCUUGACAAAGCUGCGUCCGAGGUCGGUCGCAGCGGCGCCGACUGGGAGGCUGCCAAACAGAGACUGACCAGGCUGGAGCUGGAGAACGAGAGACUCAGGCACGAUCUCGAGAGGUCGCAGACCACCUACGGAAGGAGCUCGCUGAACUCCACCCAGGAGAUGGACAGGAUCCAGGAACGAGCCGAGAAAACGGCCGCUGAACUCAGGAGGGCCCAGGCAGAACUCAGGGUCACACAGGCGGACAAUGAAAGGGCCAGGGCCGAGGCUGCCGCCCUCCAAGAAAAGGUGGAGAAGAGUCAGGGUGAGGUGUAUAGGCUGAAGGCCAGGUUGGAGAACGCUCAAGGCGAACAGGAGAGCCUUCGGGACGAGUACGAUCGGGCCCAAGCGUCCGUGGCCAGACUUCACUCGGAACGAGACAAAGCGAUAGGGGAACUCGAAAAGGCCCAAGAGGAACUCGAACGCACUCAGGCGACUCUUGGUAAAUCGCAGCUUCAGCAGGACAAGCUUCAAAAUCUAUUGGACAAGACGCAGAGCGAGGUGGACAAGCUUCAGGAAAAACUGGACAAGACGCAAACGGAAAUUCGCAGGAUGCAAAUGGAACGAGAGAAACAGAAUUACGACUUCGAGAAUGUACAGAGCCAGCUGGACAAAGCCCUUGGCCAGUCGACGAGAAUGCAGAAGGAACGAGAAACGAUUCAACUGGACGUUGACCGGCUACAGGAUAAAUACGAAAAGGCACAGAUCAUAAUGCAACGGCUACAGAAGGAAAGGGACGGGUUUCAAGAGGAAACACAGAAGUUGCACGAGAGGAUAGAGUUCCAACAGAAUCAGAUAGCUAAGAUGCAACGGGAGAAGGAGAACGUACUGUCGGAGCUCGAUCUGGUGAAGGAAAGAUGGGAGAAGGUGCACAAUUCUCAUCAGAAGCUGACCCUUGAACGAGACGACGCAGUGACCGAGAUAGAGAUCCUGAAAGAGAAACUGGACAAGGCUCAAUAUUCCAUGAACAAGGCUCACGAGGAACGAGAGAACGCGAACAAGGAAUUCGAGAAGAUGCUAGAGAAGUAUGACAGAGCACAGAGCGAGGUGUACCGGCUGCAGAACCGCAUCGAGGUGAUGGAAGCCGACAGGGACCGUCUGGAGCUCGAGACGGACAAGCAGCAGAUGCUGGCAGGGAAGAGUCGCGAGGAAGCGCGUAAAGCUCAGGAGGAGCUGGCCCGCGUGCAAGAGCUGUACGACAGGGCGGCGUUGCAGCUGAGUCGGACGAAGGAGCACGAGGAAAAGUCGAAGGAGGACCUGGACAGAUUGUCGGUGGACCUGGAGAUGGUGCGUGAACGGUACGAGAAGUCGCAGAUCGAGCUACGCCGGCUGCAGAACGAGAGGGAGAAACUGGUCGCGGACAACGAGCGUAUCAGCUUCGAGCUAGAGCGCGCGCACUCGCAGCUGAACAAGGCGCAGGCAGCGACCGAGAAGACGCAGGAGGAGCUUGUCCGUAUGCAGCAGGAGAUCGAGAAGAUGUACGAGAAGCACGACAGGCAACAGGCGGAAGUGAGGAAGGCUCAGGGUGAGACGGAACGAUUGCGCGUGGAGGCUGAGAGCGCGCGCGAGGAGUGCGAGAGGUACGCGGCCAGGUUCGGCAAGUAUCAGGAAAGCCAAGAACGGCAGAAGGAGGAGCACGAGUGGGCGAAGCUGGAGGUGGAGCGGCUGAGGGAUCGGCUGGAGAAGGCGCUUGCGGAGCUCGAGCGCGCGAGGAAGGCCGAGCAGGACGCCUCGAGGCUGCGCGCCGAUCUGGAACGUGCGGAGGGGGUGCGAGGUAAAUACCAGUACGAGCAGGAGAAGUGGCAGAGCGAGGGUAGUAGGCUACAGCAGGAGGUGGAGAAGCUGCGUGAACGUCUGGAGAGCCGCGAGACGGAGCUGAAGAGGACGCAGACGGACAACGGGGAGCUCGAGGCGAAGCUGCACAAGACGCAGCUUCUACUCGAGCGGGCUAGGGAGGAGACCACCACGGCGAACGCGGCGCAGGAGCGGAAUCGAGGCGAGAUCGAGCGGGCUAGAAUCGAAACCGAGAAGAUACGCGACCGUCACGACAAGGUGAAGGCGAGAGCGGACGCCCUAGAGGCGGACAACGAGAAGCUCCGCGUCGAGAUCAUCCGGCUGGAGAGGCUGAUGCAAACCGAGGGCAAGACCAGGUCGGAGAGUGCGAGCAUCGAGGUAGAGCGGCUCCGGGCCAGCCUGGACAAGGCGAUCGUGGCGCGGGAUCAGGUGGAGCUCGAGGCGGGCAGACUGGCCAGAGAGCUCGAGAAGGCGCACCUGCAGACGGCCAAGUUCCAAGAGGCCGCCGAGGCGAACAAGAAGGAGCUGGAACGACUAGCCGCGGAGACGCAGCUGCUGCGGGACGAGCGCGACGCGCUCAGGCAAGAUCUGAGAAGGUUGCAGCAGCAGCAACAGCAGCAACAGCAGCAACAACAGAUCGCCGGCAGCGAGGAGAUGGCGCAUCUGCAGCACGAGCUGCAGCUGGCGCAACGUGAACGCGACAAGAUGGCCGCGAUACUGGAGAACCGUGAGAAACACUCGGAGAAGAUCGAGAAGAUGAAGGAGAAGCUCGAGGUGGAGGCGAAGCAGCUGCAGGUGGAACGCGAUCAGCUGGUGAUACAGCUGGAGAAGUCGCAGGAGAUGCUGGUGAACUUCCAGCAGGAGCUGAACGCGAACGAGGCGGAGGUCGAGCGUCAGCGGGAGGAGGUGCGUCGGUUGCAGCAGCUGCAGCAGCAGAGGGCGCAAGCCCAGACGCCCGACAGGGCCGCGAAGGAGGCGCUCGAGGCGCAGAUGCGCGAGGUGCAUCGGCUCAAUCAGCAGAUGCAGAACCUGACGCAGCAGCAGGCCAAGGAACGACAGAGGGCCGAGCAGGCCGAGAAACGGGUGCAGGAGCUGCAAAAGCAGAUCGCCUCGAGGGACACGAUGGCCGGCGGGAACGAGGCGCAGGUCGAACAAUGGCGUAAGCUCUGCGAGACGGAGAAGCAACGGGCGGACUCGGCCGAGAGGCAGGCCGCGGAUCUCCAGAAACGCAUCCAGACGACGGAGAGGCAGCUGCACGCCCAGCAGCAACAGAUCCAGCAGAUGCAGCAGCAACAGCACCAGCUACAACAGCAACAACAGCAGCAGCAGCAGCAACCACAACAGAACGGCCAGGAGGCCGCCAGGCUGAGAAAGGAGCUCGAACGCGCGCGAGAGGAGGUUAAGCAGGCGGCCGUCGAGCGCGAGCGGUUCCAGGCGCAGCUCGAAAUGCUGUGCCAGGAACUCGAGAGGAAUCAGGUGGACCUGCACGAGGCGUCGAAGAAGCUCCAAGCUGGCGCCGGGAAACCUGGUACCGACACUACUCAAGAGAGAAGACAGCUGGAGGAACAGAAACGACAACUGGAGGACCAGAGAAGACAGAUGGAAGAACGAGCGAAGUCCGUAGACCAGAAAGCUAGAACGAUAGAGGAGAAGGAGAGGACGCUCCAAAAUCUCGACCAGGACCUGAAGAAACGGAAAGCGAAAAUGGACCAGCUGGAGCAGCAGUUACAGAGGAGCGGUGGGUCGCCGGACAAAAGAUUGGCGGAAAUGCAGAAGAGUCUCGAAGCUGCAGAGAAAGAGUUGGAAAACGCGAAACAGGAGUCGACCAGAAGCGCUGCCGAGACCGAGAGGCUACUGCAGCUGAUGCAGAUGACUCAGGAAGAGCAGAACUCCAAAGAGAGACAAAUCAGAGAACUUCAAGAUGCACUAAAAGCCGCACAAGCCAAGUUGAAACAAGCCGCAACUGCACAGCAACAAGAGGACCUGGAGAUCGCCGCGUCCCGCGCCGAAAACGCCAGAGGCGUCGAGGAAAGCAGAAGAAAGGAGCUGGAGUCGAAGGACAGACGGAUAUCGGAGCUAGAAUCGAAAGCGUCCGCCCUGGAGAAGCUGCUGAAGGAGCACGCGUGCUCGAAAAAGAUCAAGGACGUGAGGAACGUCAGCCUGGAGGACAACGACGGCUGGAAGAAGGAACUGGAGACGAAGAACAGACGUAUAGCCGAGCUGGAGGGUGAACUGGUCGCCUGCAAGACCGUCGAGGAUGCGAACGUCGCGUCCGCGCAGAGUCCAAAGCUGACGGACGAGUUGAGGGAGGAGAAAGACACCUGGAGGAGGGAGCUGGAGAUUAGGAACGGUCGCAUAGCGCAGUUAGAGGGCGAGAUCGAGUCGUUGAAGAGGCUGGUCAAGGAGGAUGGUCAAAUAAACAAGGUAAAGAGAUGCAGCGACAACGAAACCACGGUCAAAGAGGGCGACGAGUCCUGGAAACAGGUGAUCGAAGCGAAGAAUCGACGAAUCGUGGAGCUGGAGCAGGAAAUGGAGUCCCUGGAGAAUUUUCUCAGGGAGCACGCGGACACAGAGAGCGUACGGGAGCUGGAGAUCGCGAUCGAGAGGAAGACCAGGAGGAUCGAGGAGCUGGAGGACACCGUGGCGGAGUUCGAGGACUUUCUAAAGCAGAAUCCAGACGUGAAGGAGCUGCACGACUUGCGUUGCCAGGUGACCGCCGGAAAUAGAAGGAUCCAGGAGCUGGAGAGGUGGAUCCAGAAGAACGGCGAGAACAGGGAGGCGAGGAUCGAUCAGGGCAGGGUCGUCGAACUGGAGGAAAUGGUGACGCAGCUGGAGGAGUACGUGAGGAAGCACAACGUGGAUGGAUUGAAGAGGAAGCUGCAGGAUCGAGAGUGCAGGAUCGAACAGCUGCAGAACCGAAUUGGGUAUUUGGAGAAGGAACUGGUGAAGGUUGAGGAAAAUUGUCAAGGAAAGGAAGUGCAAAAGAACCAUCGUAACGUGCAAGAAAGAGAGACAGGAAUGAAGCCAGACGAUCUUCCCUGCAGCCACCUGAUCACCGACGAGAAUUCAGAGCUGUUCGAUAAGGAGCAGAGGAUGAUGAAGAUGGAGCACGCUAUUUCCGAGAAAGACAACAGGAUACAGGCGUACGAGCAGCAGAUCGUCGAGUGCAAGGACGAGAUAGCGAAGCUCAGAAAGGAGACGGCUACUCUGAAGAAGGAGCUGAGCGAGUACGACGACAUCGGUAUCUUGAAGGAGGAGAUCAGAGUCAGGGAUGAGAGGAUCGUACAGCUCGAGGACGAAGUAGACUCUCUGGAAAGGGCCUUCAACGAGAGGAUCGAUCUGGAGAAGAUCGAUCUGGAGCAGAUCGAAGAGCUGGUGAAGGUUAUAAAGGAAAAGGAGGACAAGGAACGACUGAUGUUCAAGGAUCUCGUGGAGAAAAAAGGCAAGAUCGAGGAACUCACGGAAGCUCUUCGCGAAAGCGUCGUCAUCGCGAGCGACAGCGAGAGAAAAUCGAAGAACGAUGAGAAAACGAGAGAGGACGCCCUUCAAAGAGUAGCCAAGUUGGAACAGAGAAUCGCUUCGAUGCAAACAGCUUCUGCGUUGAAAUGCAUCACCUGUCAGCCCCUUCUCUCUAAACUGCAAAAGUACGAAACGAAGCUUCAACGUCUCGCCGAAGAAAGAACUAUGCAACUCGAGGAUCUCCGUCAAGUAAAACGAGAAGCUUUGAAAGCUGCAGUCUCUGAGAAGGACGCUCAUCUGGCGUUGCUGGAACAUUCCGGGAUAAAAACUGCUGCUCAGUCCGAACAAGCAGAACAGUUGAUGGUAGACAGGAAGAGGCUAUUGGACAUGCUGAAGAAAGAGGACGAGAAGAGCAUCGAAUUAUCGAUAGAGUCUGGUUCGAGUGGCUCGGAGGGAACAACACCACAGCUGCUUACAAAAGUUCUGGAAACAUCUGACGACGACGAAGAAACUUCGAACGAUCGUCGCAGCGAUUCGAGUUCCCCGCGUCCGGCUACAACGAAUGGCGACAGCUGUGCUCACACCAAAAAGAAGACACCGAACGGAUCAGAAUCGCGAAGCACGCGAGACCAUCCGAUGGCCCAUCGGCGGGAUAGCAGAUAAGUACUCGAGACGCCUACGGUUAUUACGGUGUAGAAAACAAAAAAAAAAAAACAAACGGUCUCUCUUCGUUUCUUCGAUGUUGUCAUGUGCACACACACGCAACCGUAGAGGCAGUCUAGAGCAUUUCUAGAGUCUUAGAGAGAAACCAACAGCCAACAGAGAUACCUCAUCGACUCCAACAGCGACAAUACCGACAGACAGCAUCCCCGUGUCGUUCAUCAUUCAUUCGUAUCCAUCAGCAUCAUCGCGAUCAUCAUCGCCAUUAAUCAUCAUCUUCGCCAUUCAUCAUUUCGAUCACAGUCAUCCAAGCACGUCGCCCUUGCGAAAAGUCCCAUGGAAUCAGCCGAGGAGGAUCGUUCCGUGAGGCACUGGUGGCCUCGUUUCAGAGAAAUCGUUUGACGAGGUUCGCCAUUUCGCGAGAACCGUUCCGAGGACGCGCGAUGAUCCGUCAGCGGAUAUCUUUUUAGGAGGCAACGGUGUAUGCUUUCUUCGAGUCUUUAGAGCGCGUGGACGACCGUCCAAAAAACGUGUACGUUGCCCGUGGUUUCGUUGUCAACGCGUCUUUGAUUUAUAGAUAAUCCAAGGCAUGCACGCGGCAAACGAACAACGAGAAAACAAUUUCCGGAAUAAAAUCGAAACGGAGCGUCCAUGGAGGAUCGGUACAAUUGUUACGAUAGAAUUUAGGUAGUUCUUUUGGUAGACCAGUUGGUUGCAUGUCUCAGAAUCCUCCGGGGAUGCUCUGCUUUCAGCAAGGUUUGAUCAUCGAUCGUUAAUAUGUCGAGUAUUCGUUCGAGCGUGCAUUUCUUUCUCUAUUAUUCGCGAAGUUCGCGAACGCACGACGUAAGGGUGGCGGUUUGAUCCUCGUCCAGCGUAUCAGGUGACGCAACUAUAUAGCAUGGCUAACAUUGACAUGUUUGUUGAGGAGUUACAUCCAUUUACAACGAACGCGUUAAAGGAGUCAAAGGAGAAAGGAGUCGUUCCUCCGUGAAUUAAAUUCAUCACUCUUGGCACUACAUUGUUGCAAAUUUCAUCGAGCUUCGUCAGGAACGACGCCUUUCUUCGCGUUCCGCGAUCCAAACCACAACUCACCUGCCAUCGACUCCUGCAACCUCGUACUCCCUCCCAUCGUCGAUCUAUCUCUCUCCGUCGCCCACGAUUCGAGUGGCUCGAUGAGAGAACAAAUGGUAGGGAUCGAUGAUCGCGUGCAAUUCUUUCCCGACCCAACUUUCCUUUUUUUAGAUUUCUUGUCACGGGUCCAAAGAUCGUCGUUGUAAUAACGAGCGCCUAGAGCUCUAGUUUGAAGGAAAACGGGAAUAAGGAAACUAAAUAAAAGACGAAAAAAGAUAUAGUAGGAUCGUCGUAGGAGAUAAUUUGUAGCGCGAGGGAUCAUCCCCUUUCGAACGACCCUCGAAACGGGCCAGAGUGGUUUCGGGAUUAUACGAGAGAACUGAGAAGAAACAGAAGGGGGAGAAAAGCUCGAGUCGUGGUGUCGAUUAGCUUUCAAGAUGACAAUAAACGAACGUUUCGCGCAGCCAGCGCGUCGCUCGAUCUGCUUGGGAUACGUCGAAGGGACGCACGAGGGAAACGCCAUCGAGCCAUUUUUCAUCCUAUUGGAACGUUCAUGCGUCGCGAAUUUUAAUCGCGAACUGUUACUCGAAUCGAUAGAAUUAAUCCGUUUAAGCAUUCGGAAAACGACUAGAUACGAAAUGAAAAUAAUCUCGCGCGUACGUAGCGCGUAAAACUGCGUCAGCGACGGAGAUCGAUGUUCGUACGCUGGACGCGUAAUCUAAUAUAUAAACGUCAAUAAACUCGUGUACACAGUUGUAGCAUAUUAAUCAUAGAUAACGAUUGCAAUCGGUAUUUACUCGAACUACGAUUAUCACGAAGCAUAUAGAAACUGUUGACCCGCGGGAACAACUUCCAUAUAGUUUCUCAGCCUGGAUCACUUGGUACGUGUCUAUUUUACGUUGACAGCCGUGCAGAUAUUUAUAGAGAUUGUUACGAAGCUUUCGUUCGUCGACUGACACGAUAGAUCGAUAUUUAUUGAAAUUGUUGCAAAAUCUUUAUCCGUGUAAAUAGUCGAUGAAUACGUAUAUAUAUAUAUAUAUAUAUAUAUAGAACGAGAUUAAGAUUCGGGGGCGAUUUUACAUAGACGUGGUUACGAUCCCUUUGAGUUGCUCGCCAAGAAGAUGCAGGCAAAUCUUGUUUUCGACUUUGUAAGAUUUACCUAGAAAGAACGGCGUUGUGGAAUAGGUUGUAGCUUAGUAGAACUUUACGGAUCGUUUCAGAAGUUUUACGACGUGUCUCGACAAAGGAAUCGAGCUCCUCCGUCUCGCGAAAGAAACUUAAAAUAUUUAACCCGCUAUUGCAUAAUGUUCCCGAAUACCGGGAAUCCAACGAAAAGCAAUCCCCAUUAGACGAGGAAACUUUGCAGGGACGAUGUUUCUAGCCCCGCAGAUUUAACCAUUUAUUACUUAGUCCGACUUAUUACUUAAGUGACCAAGAAACGAUCGCCUCUUGGUAGGUAAAAUAAAGUUAAUGCAAUAGAGGGUUAACAACGAAGGUCGUGCGACGCCUCCAGGGGCGUUUUCUUCGUGCGUCUCGGAGAAGUUAUCCAGGACGACGGCCAAAAACGGUUGUCUCGGGCGAACAGAGGGGACAAUUGGCGAGAAACUCGUUUUCCGACGAGGAUGGACGCGCGACGACGUAGAGACGCGGCGAAGAGACAUCGGGUGUUGGUACUGACCAGCUUUCGGAACGAUAUCGGGAUCUGGAUGGAUAUCUGAUAGCCUCCCGAUUCGCGUCGUGGCGAUUGUCACGGUCCGUGUUCGUUGGCUGGCAGCGAAAUUGGUCGACAUCGGGACAACGGGGAUAAGGAAUAGCGAUAAGUAGAAAAAUGGACGAGUCGUUUUUUGUAAAUAAAUCGUACGUCGACGUUUACUUCGAUAGACCCUGCUAGUCGUGGUCCCGCACCUGUGCUUGCUCUGGUUCCCGCGUAACGACUAGAUUACACCUGUACUACGUGUAUACAUAGAUAUAAUAUCACGCUAAACGAAUUUCAUCGAGCAUUACAACCUUACGAGCUGAUAGUGAAACCCAGUGCAUGAUUCCCGGUACGACGGCCCGGGAUUCCGCGGAGAACGAAGCAAUUAUCCACCAUCGACGAAUGGAAUCGUAUCGAACCGUGUUUCUAUUCGUCCGUUGUUCGAAUCGGUCUCGCCAUUCGAUCGGGUACGUCCUGGGCCGCCAUUGCGAAUUGAACAGAUCGGAAGCGACGCGGACGAAGCGCGUCGUUCCCAGUCGAGGAACGACGAACGACGCGGUUUCGAUCGCGAGAGGAUCGACACUGUGACCCCCCCCUCCCCCAGGGAAUUGAAAACGAACGACGCGCUCUUCGCCCGCCUCUCGCUCACUGUAUACAUAUUAUAUAUAUUUAUAUAUAUAUAUAAGAAUAAAAAAAACUAUACAUAUAUUGUCGGUCUGCCGUACGGAGAGUUAAGCGACAUGUUGAAAGUGUAAAAUUUUAUCGUUAAUACUUUAA